GCGGGGCCAGGAGGAAGAGGUGGCAUCUGCGCGCGCGCGCGCGGGUGCGAACGGGAAACGCCGCGAGGGCCAGGCUAGGCCGGGCGGUAGACACGACGGACGGUGACUAUGGCCGCGACAGCGGGUGGUGGUCCGGGAGCAGCAGCAGGCGCCGUGGGUGCAGGGGGUGCGGCGGCGGCCUCAGGGCUGGCCGUGUACCGGAGGAAGGACGGGGGCCCGGCCAGCAAGUUUUGGGAGAGCCCGGACACGGUGUCCCAGCUAGAUUCGGUGCGAGUCUGGCUGGGCAAGCACUACAAGAAGUAUGUUCAUGCAGAUGCUCCUACCAAUAAAACACUGGCUGGACUGGUGGUGCAGCUUCUACAGUUCCAAGAAGAUGCUUUUGGGAAGCAUGUCACCAACCCAGCUUUCACCAAACUACCUGCAAAAUGUUUCAUGGAUUUCAAAGCUGGAGGCACCUUGUGUCACAUUCUUGGGGCUGCUUACAAGUACAAAAAUGAACAGGGCUGGCGGAGAUUUGAUCUUCAAAAUCCAUCCCGAAUGGAUCGUAAUGUUGAAAUGUUCAUGAACAUUGAGAAAACUUUGGUACAGAACAACUGUCUGACUAGACCCAACAUCUACCUCAUUCCAGACAUUGAUUUGAAGUUGGCUAACAAGUUGAAAGAUAUCAUCAAACGGCAUCAGGGGACAUUUACUGAUGAGAAGUCGAAAGCUUCCCACCAUAUUUAUCCAUAUCCUUCCUCACAAGAGGAUGAGGAGUGGCUGAGGCCAGUGAUGAGGCGAGACAAGCAGGUGCUGGUGCACUGGGGCUUCUAUCCAGACAGCUAUGACACUUGGGUCCACAGCAAUGAUGUUGAUGCUGAAAUUGAAGAUGCACCAAUCCCAGAAAAACCAUGGAAGGUUCAUGUAAAAUGGAUUUUGGACACUGAUGUUUUCAAUGAAUGGAUGAAUGAAGAGGAUUAUGAAGUGGAUGAGAACAGAAAGCCAGUGAGUUUUCGUCAACGAAUUCCAACAAAGAAUGAAGAGCCAGUCAGAAGUCCAGAAAGGAGAGAUAGAAAAGCAUCUGCCAAUGCUCGGAAGAGGAAACAUUCCCCUUCUCCUCCUCCUCCCACACCCACAGAAUCCCGGAAGAAGAGUGGAAAGAAAGGACAAGCCAGCCUUUAUGGUAAGCGUAGAAGUCAGAAGGAAGAAGAUGAGCAAGAAGAUCUUACCAAGGACAUGGAAGACCCAACACCUGUACCGAAUAUAGAGGAAGUGGUUCUCCCUAAGAACGUAAACCCAAAGAAGGACAGUGAAAACACACCUGUUAAAGGAGGCACGGUGGCAGAUCUAGAUGAGCAGGAUGAAGAAGCAGUUACAACAGGAGGAAAGGAAGAUGAAGAUCCCAGCAAAGGUGAUCCGAGUCGCUCAGCUGACCCCGGUGAAGACAAUGUGACAGAGCAGACCAAUCACAUCAUUAUUCCCAGCUAUGCAUCCUGGUUUGAUUAUAAUUGUAUUCAUGUGAUUGAACGGCGUGCUCUUCCUGAGUUUUUCAAUGGAAAAAACAAAUCCAAGACUCCUGAAAUAUACUUGGCAUAUCGAAAUUUUAUGAUUGAUACAUAUCGUCUAAACCCUCAAGAAUAUUUAACCAGCACUGCUUGUCGGCGAAACCUCACUGGAGAUGUGUGUGCUGUGAUGAGGGUUCAUGCCUUCUUAGAGCAGUGGGGUCUUGUUAACUAUCAAGUUGAUCCAGAAAGUCGUCCCAUGGCAAUGGGGCCUCCUCCCACUCCUCAUUUCAAUGUGUUAGCUGACACACCCUCCGGGCUUGUGCCCCUGCAUCUUCGGUCACCUCAGAUCCCUGCUGCUCAACAGAUGUUAAAUUUUCCUGAGAAGAACAAGGAAAAACCAAUUGAUUUGCAGAACUUUGGUCUUCGAACUGACAUCUACUCCAAGAAAACACUGGCAAAGAGUAAAGGUGCUAGUGCCGGAAGGGAGUGGACAGAACAGGAGACCCUUCUUCUCCUAGAGGCGCUGGAGAUGUACAAGGAUGAUUGGAAUAAAGUCUCAGAACAUGUUGGAAGUCGUACUCAGGACGAAUGCAUCCUCCACUUUUUGAGGCUUCCCAUUGAGGACCCAUAUCUUGAAAAUUCAGAUGCUUCUCUUGGGCCACUAGCUUACCAGCCUGUCCCUUUCAGCCAGUCAGGCAACCCUGUGAUGAGCACUGUUGCCUUUCUAGCAUCUGUUGUUGAUCCUCGUGUAGCAUCUGCUGCAGCAAAAGCGGCUUUGGAGGAGUUUUCCCGUGUCCGAGAAGAAGUGCCCUUGGAAUUGGUUGAAGCACAUGUCAAAAAAGUACAGGAAGCCGCAAGAGCCUCUGGGAAGGUGGAUCCCACCUAUGGCUUGGAGAGCAGCUGUAUUGCUGGCACAGGGCCUGACGAGCCAGAGAAGCUUGACGGAUCUGAAGAAGAGAAGAUGGAGACAGAUCCUGAUGGUCAGCAGCCUGAAAAGGCAGAAAACAAAGUGGAAAAUGAAUCAGAUGAAGGUGAUAAAAUACAAGAUCGAGAGAAUGAAAAAAACAGUGAGAAGGAACAAGAUAGUGACGUCAGUGAGGAUGUCAAGCCAGAAGAAAAGGAAGCUGAAGAGAACAAAGAGCUCACUGAUCCGUGUAAAGACAGAGAAAGCGAUCCCGGGAAGAAGAAAGUGGAACAUGAGAUUUCUGAAGGAAACGUUGCCACAGCCGCAGCAGCUGCUCUGGCCUCAGCUGCUACCAAAGCCAAGCACCUGGCGGCUGUCGAGGAAAGGAAGAUCAAGUCCUUGGUGGCUCUCCUGGUUGAGACGCAGAUGAAGAAACUGGAGAUCAAGCUCCGGCACUUUGAAGAGCUGGAGACUAUCAUGGACAGAGAGAAGGAGGCUCUAGAGCAACAGAGACAGCAGUUGCUUACCGAGCGCCAGAACUUCCACAUGGAACAACUGAAGUAUGCUGAACUCCGUGCUCGGCAGCAAAUGGAGCAGCAGCAGCAUGGCCAGCCACUUCAGCAGGCUCACCAGCACUCGGGAGGACCUGGGGUGGCCCCACUUGGGGCAACAGGCCACCCUGGCAUGAUGCCUCAUCAACAGCCCCCUCCAUACCCCCUGAUGCACCAUCAGAUGCCACCACCACAUCCUCCCCAACCAGGUCAGAUACCAGGCCCUGGCUCCAUGAUGGCAGGGCAGCCUAUGCCAGGCCGCAUGAUACCCACUGUAGCAGCCAACAUCCACCCUACUGGGAGUGGCCCUGCCCCUCCCGGUAUGCCUCCAAUGCCCGGGAACAUCGUAGGACCCCGGGUGCCCCUCACAGCACCAAAUGGCAUGUAUCCUCCUCCACCACAGCAGCAGCCGCCGCCUCCACCUGCAGAUGGGGUCCCUCCACCUCCUGCUCCAGGCCCACCAGCCUCGGCCACUCCCUAGCUUGGAAGACACAGGGAGCCUCCACAGCCACCACAAGCUGAAAUGGGGAUGGCAAGACUUGUGUCUCGGCUUCCUUGGUUUUCUUGCAGGAUUUUUUUUCCUUCACAGCCCCAGGCAUAAGUCUCAUGUCUCUCCACUCCCCAAUACUUCCUGUGUCAGGUCCUUAGUUGAUCUCAGAAAGCCUGUGGUGACUAGUGUUCCAUGUGUCUCCCUGUCCCACUGUGACAGAUGUUAGCAAAUGGUCUGCAGGUCCUAUUGACAUUAGUUCGUUCUCUCUCUCUCUCUCUCGCUCUCUCUCUCUCUCUCGCUCUCUCUCUCUCUCUCUCUCUCUCUCUCCUUUGUCUACGGCUUCAAUGUGUAAUCCUCUAUAAUUAUUGUCCUUCCUUCCUCUGUUAUGGUUGUUUUUAAGGAAAGUAUACUAAGUUAAUAGAAACCAAAAAAUGGUAAUGGGCAGAAAGAGAUAGCCACAGAGGAACAAACCUUAAGGCAUUAUAAGUGACCUUAUUUCUGCUUAUCUGAGCUAAGAGUGGUGCUACUGGUAAAGUUCCUGAGACUUGUCACACAUACGUGCACCAAAAUGAGAAGAGCUGGGGAUGGAGGGGUGUCCUUUUGAUUUAAUUUCCUGAUGAGGACCAUGAAGGACUCCACUCUGCCCAGAACAUACCACUGUACCUAGUAUGUGAUAGUGAAGAGCACAGAUACCACAACAAGCCCACUUCUUCCCUCUCAGACCAUUCUGGUUUUCUGUGCAGAAGAUCUGCAGUACUAGAACUAGAUGUUUGUUUUCCUAAGGGCAUUGUGAGCUUUAAAAGUUAGGAUUUGGAGAGGCAUUUGCUAGUUUUUCCCAGUCUAACAAAGAAAAAUGAAGGAUCUGGGGUCCUAACUACACACCUUUAAGAAUCCUAUCCAAACCUUCCUACCCUCCCCAAAUACACAAGCUCUACCCUCAGCCCCAAAUCCAGACAAAUGUUACAUGCUUUUUAAACCUUCCUCGAAUAAGAAAGGGGAAAAAUGUAAAAUAAGUAGAUUAUGUUAAAACAUUUUAUCUCAUGCAACUUGGUUAGGGUGGUGGGGUACAGAGCCCUACACUACCUCCUGCUGUAGCCAGGGUAAAUGGGAUUUCUUACACGGUACUGAGACAGAGCAGGAGUGGGCAUGCCCACAUAUGAUCAGCAGCCUCCUGUACCUUCUUCUGAGACCUCACAUUGCCUCUGCCACAGGGUUAUGGAGACUGUGCUGAUGGCACAAGGACCUCACUUGGCUCCAAAGCGCUAGGCUUUAAGGUUUGGGGUGCCACCCCACAGGAAGAGCCACAAAAAAAAUGCCUUAAUGUGAGCUUGUAUCUACCCCUGUAUCUACCCUGCUGAUGAACAAUUAGAUAGGUUUGGUUUGUCGGCUUCUUUCCUCCCUCCCGUCUUUCCAUUAGUAGCAAAAGGGUGUUUUUGGCAGAACUUCCGGUGGCAGUCUCAUUCUUGAGAAUGCAAAGUAGAACAUCUUAUGGGUGUAUUUUCUGUGUGUUUUAAAGUUUUAUGUGUGAGAGGUGUAGGUAGGCAUUUCUUAAUAACAAAAACCACGGUUGAGAUUUGCUUUUGAGACUCCUGGGUUUGUUUGCCUCUAACCAGGAGCCCCGGUCACUGCCAGAGUCCUGGGGUGCUAGAGCUAAAGAAACCCUUUUCCUUCCUUGUACCCCAGAGUUUUGGAGUAGAAACAGAAAGGAGCUUGUUCCUUGGGAGCUUUCUCAUUUGCCUCCAGGAAGACCCCAGUGUCUUUUGAAGGUGGCAGGGUCCCAAAUUCUCCCAAAGUAAGUUGACCCAACACUUGCCUUCUCCUUGGAAGCCUAGAAGAUAGGACUCUGGGAAACAUUGUGGUCGUCCCUGUCCUGAGGUCUGCAAUGCGAUCACUUUACAGUUUGAGAGAUGCAAGUGGGGAUUUCUUUACAUUGUUGAUAAUCUACAGAACCUGAGUUUAACACAGCUCUUUUCAUGACUGUCAGUCGGAUAUCACUCCUGUAAUAACACCCAUCCAGUUUUGUGAGGGGUGGGCUUGGAUACUGUGUGGUUUUUGUACAAAUGUGUUUCUUAGUGUGGGUUUUUGGGUUUUGUUGUUUUUUCCUUUAGGUUUUGUUUUAAUGAGGGAAGGGAGUUUUUUGAGAGUUUGGGAGAAAAUGAAUGAAAGUGGCUUAAUGUCCCUCUUCUUCAUUGAAUAAAUGAAAUACCAUUUAUGAAUUCA
Molecule: messenger RNA, 5649 nt
Organism: Apodemus sylvaticus (European woodmouse)
Lineage: Eukaryota; Metazoa; Chordata; Mammalia; Rodentia; Muridae
Gene: Smarcc1
Product: SWI/SNF related, matrix associated, actin dependent regulator of chromatin subfamily c member 1
Exons: 28
Coding region: 109-3420 (1103 amino acids)
Biological process (GO): positive regulation of DNA-templated transcription
Cellular component (GO): nBAF complex; SWI/SNF complex; npBAF complex
Molecular function (GO): histone binding; nucleosomal DNA binding
Source: RefSeq, a predicted model, not a curated record